Notothenia coriiceps (black rockcod) is the source of this 1254-nucleotide messenger RNA. Its product is annotated as spidroin-1-like. NCBI's taxonomy places the organism in Eukaryota, Metazoa, Chordata, Actinopteri, Perciformes, Nototheniidae. The annotation marks the transcript as partial. The record is from RefSeq and is a predicted model, not a curated record. The transcript has a single exon.
AAGCGACGAAACAAAGGAGCGAAAGAGAGACGAACGAGGGAGGGCAGGAAGGGGGCCGCCAGGGAGACGGGAAGGAAGCGGGGGGGGAGAGGGGAGCAGGAGGGAGCCGGGAACACCCACAGAAAAGCAAGGGCAAGGACCGCCGACGGCCAGCGACGGAACAGGGCAAAAAGCAGGCAGAGCGGGCCGCAAAACGAGGCAGAGAAACGAGGCCAGGCAGGGGGGACGGCAAGGCGGGAGGAGGGGAACGCCGGAGGAGCAGGGGGGACCAAGAAGGCAGGCAAGGCGCGGCAGCGGAGGCAAAAGGCGGCAGCGCGGGGACGAACCAGAGGGAGGAAAAGGGACCACAGGACGCCGGGGCGGGCGGCCGGACACGGGCGCCCGAGAGAACACAGGAGAGAAGGGAAAAGGCGGCGGCGCGCCGACAAAGCCCGGAAGGGGCAGGCGCCAGCGGACCGGAAAGAACGCAGGAGACCCGACGGGCCGACGAGGGCAGGGCGGGCCAAGAAGGCAGGGGGGGGGGGGGGGCCGAGAGGCGCGAAAAGGACAAGGGGAGCCAGAGCCGGGGCGGAGCAAGCGCCACGGGGGGGGAAGCAGCGGCCAGGGGGGGGGCGGACGGCAGACACCCGAGCCGGGGGGAAGAGGGCGCGGAAGACCGGCCGGGGGGAGAAAGCGGAGAGGGAGGGCGGAGGAGAGGCAGCCCCGAGGGGGGCGGAGAGAGGCGGAGGGGGGCGGGGGACAGCGGACGGCGGCCGGCGCGCGGGCGAGACCGGGGGACGCGCAGGGGCCGAGGAACCCAGCGGCCCCAAAGGGCGGGCGGGGGGGGGGCGAGAGACGCCGGGAGCCGGAGGCAGGGAGGAGCCGGCGGGCCGGGGGCAGGGAGCGCGAGGCCGGGAGCGGGAGGCGGGGCGGGGGGCCGGGAGCAGAAGGCCGGGAGGGAGAGCCGCGGGGAGGCAGCGGCCGAGGAGACACACAGGCAGGGCCAAACAGGGGGACGACCGAGGGGGCAAAGGGAGGAGCGGGGCAAGGGACACACGGCAGCGAGGGCACGGCGGGCCGGCCGGGGAGAGGGAGCCCGCCGCGGGGGCGCGCCCGGAGGGGGCGCCCAGGGGCCCCGGGAAACGGGGGGGGGGCGCGGGAAGGGGGGCCGGGGACGAGGGGAGGGGCGAAGGACAGAGGGGGGCGGAGGGGCAGACGGAGAGGCGGGACAAACGGGGAAGGCCACGGAGACAAAGGGAACAGGGGGGAGAGGGG